This is a messenger RNA of Vicia villosa (hairy vetch), 1968 nucleotides long. RefSeq lists its product as uncharacterized. The transcript has 7 exons. Lineage: Eukaryota; Viridiplantae; Streptophyta; Magnoliopsida; Fabales; Fabaceae. The record is from RefSeq and is a predicted model, not a curated record. Bases 73 to 1554 code for a protein of 493 amino acids.
UAGAAUCGCUUUUUUCCCUCUCAAACUAAAAAAUUUGAAUGCUCCAUUUUCAAAACCCAACCCAACGGCUCCAUGAACGAUUCUAACAGAAACGCAACCGUUUCCUUCCCUCCAUUCUCCGUCAACCGCCGCCGCCUCUCAACCUCACAGGUUUUCGUCGAGCGGAGCCGUCUGGUCUCAUCGGAGAAGCCAAUGGCUUGGAUUUCCCUUCAGGGACGGCUCGUCAACACCGAUGAAGCUAGCUCCGCUCGAACCAUCGGUGGCGGCCUAACUGAUGAGUUAGCAUUCGCUUGGAAUCUCUUCCCUCCCAUUCAUCGGUUUCUCAUUGUCGCUGUUAUAGGUGCUGCUGCUUCCAUGGCUAGGUCGAAGAAAAAUCGAGAGAUAUUGAACCUUAAGAAUUCAAUUGAACUUAGGGACCAGGUGUUAUCCAGCAUGCAGCAGAAGCUUGACGAUUUAUGCGAGCAGCUUAACAGUUCUAAAGAGGAUACAGUUGUUGCUAUCGACAAGUUAUCGAAUAAGGAUGGAGAGUUGGAAUCGAAAGAAGUGUUUGGCUCUCAGAGAAUUAAGUUUGUUGACUGUGGUUGUUGGCAUUGUGAAGAACAUUCUUCCUUAUAUAAUGAAUUGACGGAUGCCAUUAGUAGAAAAGCUUCAAGUGGAAUUGAGGUGCUUCAAUAUAAGUCACCCUUCUCUAAUGAAGAACAAGAGGAGAGAAGAAUGUCUGACUGGUCAGAUUUGGCUUCGAGUGUCACAUAUGCUGCUGAUAUCCAGGGUGUUAAUAGUAGAAAAGCCUCCCGUGGUAAUGUGUUGCUCCAGUAUAAGUCACCCUUCUCUAAUGAAGAACAAGAGGAGAGAAGAAUGUCUGACUGGUCAGAUUUCGCUCCAAGUGUUACAUCUGCUGCUGAUAUCCAGUUAAACAACUUGGCUAUAGAACAAGAUAUUUAUAAUCUUAAGAGGGACUGCGAAGAGAAGGAGACGACAAUAAAUGAACUAACCACUCUGCUGAACUCUUCUGAGAUUUCUAACAGAAAGAGGGUUGCUGAGUUAGAAGACAUUGUAGCGAAAAAGAACACAACAAUCUCAAAACUAAAGAAGGAUAUGGCUAUUCUAGAACAAAAGGUUAUGCAGCUUACAAGGCUUCGUCGACCAUCCUUCUCUGCAAAUAUUUCAAAUGAAACUCAGCUGCCACAAAUGAGAGAUAACCUCAUUUAUGAUAUGGACAGCACUACCAGCCCCUCCUCUUCUGAUUCUGAUAGUUCUCCUGUCAACAAUACACAAAAUCUUUGUGCUGAUGCCUUUCUGCCAAACCAGGAUUCUGAUUCUACAAUUGAUCGGACACCUACGCCAGCAAAAAAUUUAAAUUCAUCAGGGACACUCAUUGAGCGCCGCUCACAAUCUCGAUAUGCCAGCCCUCUUCAAGAAGUUCCAACUUAUCAUAAAUCUAAUGCAUCUUCUUCAAGCCAAAAGCAAUUGUCACCUCGUAAGGACUUGAAAAAGAGUAGAAGACGAUCUCUCACUGGAACUAAGACUGCGGGUGCGCAUAAGAGAUGGGUUUAAUAGUGAGUAAAUCAGCUUGAAUUACCAACUAUUCGUUAGCAAACAGCAGGUAGCCAAUAUUCUCCAGCUUUAUAGCGAUACCGUUUAAAUACUUGUGGUAAAUUAUGGUUUAAAUUGACAAGUUAUAGAUAGCAGCAGCAGAGACUAUUUAAGUUUUAACCAUAAAAUAUGGUUUGAUAAAUUUCAGCCAGCUAUUGCUGUCAAUGGAAUGAUCUCUUAUUUCAAUUAGUAUCCUUCUGCAGACUAGUUUAGCCACCAUUAAAUAUGGUCUUUUCUUAUGUCAAAUAAUUGAAGAAGCAGAAACAAGUAAAACCUCAUUUUCACUUUUGUUGUUGGGAUGAACCUCUGCUGGUGGUUUAUAUCUUAAAUAAUAUACAUGUUACAGCUUACAACCUGGUACUAUCUACCAGUAUC